AUGCCUUUCAACAUCUGGUUCAAGUACGGUGAAAGCCAGCCGGCUAAAGUCAAGUUUGAUGGAGAGGAUGUCGACAACCUGAAGGAGGCGAUAAAGGAGAAGCUCAAACCAAGGUUGGACGAUGUAGCCACCGCUGAAAUUAUCCUCCGAAGAUACGACGAGGAAGCGGAUCUCGAGCCGGAUAGUCUGCAAGGUCUCCUUGACAAGGCAAUUAACUCAGUUGAUGAAUUAAUAUUCAAAUUUGUUGGCGAAUCCACAGAUGACAAUAGUGCUAGUCACAAAAUUGUCCAUAUAUGCACAAAUGUACCAGAGAAGGAGACAGUGGAAGUAGAGGAAGAGGAGUAG
Molecule: messenger RNA, 345 nt
Organism: Paraglomus brasilianum
Lineage: Eukaryota; Fungi; Glomeromycota; Glomeromycetes; Paraglomerales; Paraglomeraceae
Source: the annotation of a GenBank genome assembly